AUGCACGACGAGCAACACCGUCCAUCAAUGCAGAUAUGCAAAUGUUUAGAACAACGAAGUCCAAAAUCCGGGCAGUCAUCGUCGCUUUCACAGGUUUUUCCUGGACGUAAACCAAGUGGGCAACUAUUGGGUAUGCCAGAUCGACGCCAACAGAAAACCAUUGAUGUCAGCCAGGCUUUAUGUUUGGAUGUACAGCCAUCAAAAUGA
This is a messenger RNA of Enterobius vermicularis (human pinworm), 207 nucleotides long. The record is from the annotation of a GenBank genome assembly. Lineage: Eukaryota; Metazoa; Nematoda; Chromadorea; Rhabditida; Oxyuridae.